AUGCCAAAGAACGCCAAGCUCAUCACCAAGCUCCGGACCCAGGGACUGAACACCUCCGUCUGCAACUGGAUGCUGGACUUCCUUACGGGUCGCCCGCAGGCGGUGAGGUUAAGCCCCCUGCUCUCCUCUCUGUUUCCUGUAGUGCCUGGUAACCUGGGCUGUUUUAAGGACAGUGGCGACCCUCCCACCCUGACAGGGAGCAGUCAGACCUCUAACAAACUCACCGUCCAGAACUGCAUCAGCUUCUGCCGUAAACAGAGAUACAUGCUUGCCGGGAUGGAGUCGGGUUAUGCCUGUUUCUGUGGCAACAACCUGGACCUGCGUCUCCAUGGCAAGGCGCCCAGCAUGGAAUGCAACCACGUGUGUUUCGGUGACCACACCCAGCCUUGUGGGGGAGAUGGAUGGGUCAUCGUCUUUGACACUCGAGUGGGGGCGUGCGGGGGUAACUACUCUGCGCCCUCUGGGGUGGUCUAUUCCCCUGACUUCCCUGAUAAGUACGGGGCCGGGCGGGUUUGCUACUGGACUGUCCAGGUCCCUGGAGCCUCCGUGAUCCUGUUCAACUUCACCUUCUUUGACAUCUCGGACCAGACAGACAUGGUUGAACUACUGGACGGCUACACCAACCAGGUCAGUUGUUCUUACCCUCCUUUUUAUUAUCUCCAAUAG
Salvelinus sp. IW2-2015 is the source of this 666-nucleotide messenger RNA. Its product is annotated as kremen protein 1-like. The record is from RefSeq and is a predicted model, not a curated record. NCBI's taxonomy places the organism in Eukaryota, Metazoa, Chordata, Actinopteri, Salmoniformes, Salmonidae.